This is a messenger RNA of Rhagoletis pomonella (apple maggot), 903 nucleotides long. RefSeq lists its product as uncharacterized. Gene Ontology annotation, biological process: DNA integration. NCBI's taxonomy places the organism in Eukaryota, Metazoa, Arthropoda, Insecta, Diptera, Tephritidae. Gene Ontology annotation, molecular function: nucleic acid binding. The record is from RefSeq and is a predicted model, not a curated record.
AUUGGAUUCCAAAACUUCGAGUUGUGGCAAACCAAAUCCGGCGCCAUUGUCAGCUUUGCAGGAACCGUAGCGCUCAGCCGCAAAUUCCAAGAAUGGCUCGCCUAUUGCUCAUCACUGCCGUCCGUUUUCCUACACAGGAGUGGAUUAUUUCGGCCCGCUUCUAGUAACUGUGAAGAGAAGCAGUGAGAAAAGGUACGGGGUCCUAUUCACAUGUCUAACUACGAGAGCCGUGCAUAUCGAAAUUGCCUAUUCGUUAUCUACAGACUCGUGCAUUCUCGCCACACGUAACUUCAUGGCACGGAGAGGUAGUCCGUUAGAAAUCUGGAGCGAUAAUGGAACAAAUCUUAAAGGCACGGAAAGAGAACUAAAAAACACAUUUGCGCAACUCGACCGUGAUCAACUGACCAAGACCUUUACGACACCAGCAACUAAAUGGAAUUUUAUACCGCCUGCGUCUCCCCACAUGGGUGGAGCCUGGGAGAGGUUAGUCCGCUCUAUAAAGAACGUACUCUAUCGCAUCAUGCACCACACUCAUACAAACGACGAAGUUCUUCGAGCAGCCUUAAUGGAAGCAGAAAUGAUAGUCAACUCGCGUCCACUGACAUACAUCCCAUUGGAUCAUGAGGCCGAUGAAGCGCUAACACCCAACCACUUCUUGUUGGGUAGCUCAAGUGGCGUUAAACCAAUUGCUGAACCAGUAACUGAAGGUGUUUUAUUACGACGUAAUUGGCGAUCAUCUCAGCAACUUGCCGACGCCUUCUGGCGGCGUUGGGUCGCGGAGUACCUUCCCAUCAUAACACGAAGAAGUAAGUGGUUCGAAGACGUAAAGCCGAUCGAAGUUGGCGACAUUGCCUAUAUAGUCGAUCAAAACAAUCCAAGAAACUGUUGGCCAAAAGGAAAGGU